Harmonia axyridis is the source of this 1218-nucleotide messenger RNA. RefSeq names its product protein Wnt-4-like. Bases 200 to 1216 code for a protein of 338 amino acids. Gene Ontology annotation, cellular component: extracellular region. The transcript is spliced from 4 exons. Lineage: Eukaryota; Metazoa; Arthropoda; Insecta; Coleoptera; Coccinellidae. The record is from RefSeq and is a predicted model, not a curated record. Gene Ontology annotation, molecular function: frizzled binding; cytokine activity. Gene Ontology annotation, biological process: multicellular organism development; canonical Wnt signaling pathway; neuron differentiation.
GAAAAAAGUACACAAAUCCAUUAGGUAAAGUAAUAAAGAUCAUAUCCUACCUAUUUCCUGAAAUAAGAAAAAGUGUUCAUAUCGUUAAUCAUUAGAAGUUCAAACGCGAUAUAUUCAAACAAACAUGGGAUUGUCAAAUGACAGGAUAUCGCAAAUAUCACUCAGUUUGCAAAGUAUUGACUAAUUGUUCAAAGUCAGUAUGAACUGCAGAAGAGUGUUAGUACCUGUUUGUAUUUUGUGUUUGAUGUGGAGUCUGUCUAGCGCUAAAAAAACACUGAAUCCAAGCUGUAGAAAACCCUAUUUUCAACUCGUUUUCAUGGCAAGAGCAAAAUUCCACACCAUGGAUAAAGCUAAAAUAAAUGGUUCAUGCAGUUGGUUGAAUGGUUGUAGAAGAGAGAAGAAGAUGUGUACGAAACAAAAAAAUUUAUCACGUAUACUGUGGAACGCAAGGAAGCUGGCUGUAAAAUACUGUGAAUCCCAAUUCAAAUACGACCAAUGGAAUUGCGCUUUCAACAUGAAAUACUUCAAAGAAUCAUUCAGGGAAACUGGAUAUAUGCAAGCUAUAGCAGCAGCAAGUUUGAUGUAUUCAUAUGGUGUGGCUUGUUCAGAAGGCCUGAUUCAAAGCUGUAAAUGCGGAAAACACGGGAAAGCUAUCAAUGGGAGUAAAUGGCAUUGGGGCGGAUGCAGCUUCAAUGUUCCAUACGCCAAAAGAAUGGCCAGAAAAUUUUUGAAUGUAGGAAAGAACGAGGAUGGUUUGGCUUUUUUGAUGAAACAUAACAGUGAAAUUGGAUUCAAGAGUGUUCAAUCCAGUUUGGAGAGAAAAUGUAGAUGUCAUGGUGUGUCAGGAUCUUGCUCCGUGAAAACUUGUUGGAGAGGAAUCAAACCUUUCGAGAAAAUCUCCGAAUUCCUGAAAAACGAAUAUCACAGCGCCAUCUCUGUGGACUUUACGAACGUAGUCAACAACCCAGUGAAGAAUACUGCGCACCGUAUCAUGUAUCUCAAACCUACGUUAGAUCUCUGUCAUACAACCGUUGGACGCCACUGUAACGGUACAGAUAACUGUGCAACGCUCUGCUGUGGUCGAGGUUACGAAGUAAAAAGUAUAGAGGUCGUUUAUAUCUGUAAUUGCGAGUGGAAGGACCAUGCUGUGUUCAAUGGGGAUGACUUGGUAUGUGAACAAUGUAGGAAGAAUCAAGAUGUUUAUACCUGUAAAUAAAA